UGUAGCUGAAAACCAUCAUCACUCGCGUCUAAGCGUUAAGUGGCACGCUUUUUAUAAGAGAGAGAGAGAGAGAAAAAGAGUUUCAGAGAAAGGGUUUGUGUCUGACUUAGAAGAGGGAUAAGAGACACACCCUGAGAUAGUGUUGGAGCUCUCUUUCUCUGUCAACGCGAUCAAACGAGAAUGAGUCACUGCAGUAGUCGCCUUGCCGUCCCGAUGAUGUGUCAAGAGCGCGCCGAAUAAGGAGACGACGCGAGAGACGCGUGUUUCGCCGUGAAUUAGGCUCGAUUGUCGUCCGUCCGUCCGCGCGUCUACCCCGCGCGCAUUGUCUCUCGUUCGUUGACCUCUGACCUUCUCCAGGAAAAAGAAAAAGAAUCAAUUUUACAUUCCGCCUGCGGCGAUCGGCCUGUUUUUCGUCUUCCUAGAUAGAGCAACACUGCAACAAGAAUUCGACGCUCUCGAGCACAACGAUCGCCACAGCAACGCGUUACGUUAGACAUUACGUUGACGAAUGCAAUGAGUCAUGGUCUCGAUACUACGGCGGAAGAAGAGAGAAAGUCCGACUGUGUCGAAAAUAAUAUCGGCGCAUGGUCGGGAAAAAUGAGAUCGAAGUAUCCGCGUCACGUCGCACCGACGGGGCACGUUCCGAGUCGCGAGGGUGUGUGUUGCAAUGUCGGCGUCGAAUUUAAAGAUCCAGACUCGUGCGCCUCUACGGCGGAGGACAAUCCGUGUCAAGGGUAAAAGCAUAGAAGGGGAAGACUGUCUCACCGUGGGGUUCUGUGAACCCCGCGUGUAAAUAUGGGAGCACGUUGCGCGCCGGUGACAGCCGAAAGUGGAGGUCCCACGAGGAUCAUGGGGAAUCUUCUGCCGAAGAGCGGCGGCAACGACAGUCCUGUGCCGAAGACAGCGGAGCAUGAGGUCAAGGUUCGUUUUGCCCGCGAAUUCGCCGACGUAGGAUCAGCCGUCACGUGCUUGGUUCCGGAGAGCUUGUCGUCGGCCAGCAGCUUCCACAGCCUCAGCAGCACCCUCAGCACCAAGAGCAGCAGCGGUAUAUGCCCGGACUCGUCGUUCGACACUCCAGAUGACAUCGCGAACACCUCUUACACAAACUCCAACAUUCCCGGCGUGGAGGACCUGAUCCUCGGGUGCGCUGAAAUUCGCUUGGGAAACGAGCAGAUAUACGUGGACGCGCCUGACGUCUCGCAGGAUCUGAAUCUCAGUCAAGACCAGACCUUCACGUCCGCCACGGACGAGUCACAGUUUCACACGAGCGAUUGUUCUCUCACCGAGGACUUGCUGAAGCCUAACACCACCGUGAUCAUCGGUAAUGAGUCGCAGGUGAUCGAGACGAAUUCCCAAUCUCACAACACGACGCACGUGUCGUUGAAUCAGACCCAUACUUCGGCGUCUAGUAGCACGCUUUCUGCUGAUGAUAAGCAGUCCGUGAGCCCCACGGAAGAAUACGUACCGCAGGCAGAAGAGUCAAUCGAGAGGUCUGUUCCGCCGCAGGAAAGUGAUGAUACAACGAGUGAGGCUGAGACAUGCAGCAUCACGACUAGUACGAUAAAGGAUUCAUCAGCUGCGAAUAAUGUGGAUAGUGAUCAGUUGGAUGUAACAACCGCCAUUUCACCAGACAAUUCGUUCGCUAGUGCGGCCACUGUUAAUGAAGAGCAAACGGUAGAAAGUGCCGAGACAUUGUCGUCGGAAGAUUUCGAAUCGUGCGCUACCCAUAUUUCCGCUCCGUCCACAUCGGAGGUUCUAUUGGCGCAAUAUGCGGAGGAUCCAUAUUUGUUACCCAAUAUAUCUAGCGUAUCGUCACCCUUAGAAAACACCGAUGAUAAAUUGAAAGAUAAUAGUGCGCAGGAUUUACCGGGACCCGCAAAAAACGCAUCAGCGCUGGCAGCGUUAUCACCUGCUGAUGAUACCGAUCGAAGAUCAUUAACGCAGGUAAUUGUAAAUAGCUCUGAUGCUCAAGCAGAAAAGAGCGAAAUUGGCAAGGAACAAGGUUCUCCUCAGUUAGAUCAACAAGAGAACAGCAUUCAGUUAUUGAGCAAUAUUACAGAAUCGGGAAUAUUGGAAGUUCAAGAAAAUCUGCAGACUAGCCUUGACACGCAAAAUUUAGAAGUAAAUAAUAGUGCAGCAUUGAGUGAAACGCAAACUUUUGCACCUAAAGAAGAUAUUGCCAUAUGUAACGAGGUCAUAGAACAACAAGACCCGUCAGAGACUGUAAUUAUACAAAAGGACGAAGAUUUUGUGGAAAAUACAACUUCAACGGUUGCAAAGAAGGAGAUAUCCAUUGAUGAGACUCUCGAUCGUACGCUUACGUUACAAGAGUUCGAUGUAGACUUCGCGACCGCGUCGAUUGAAGACCAGUACUUAAAUUUUAAACCUCAACGACAGAGCACCACGUUGACAUUAUCCACGGAAAAAUCGAGUUUUGAGGAAUUUAAAUCCACAGCGGAGGAAGUUACUAAUGAUCUGCUCAAUUCCUCGCUGGAGCUCGCGGAGGAAGCAAAUACGUUUGUCAGUGCAACAUCCACGAUUUUUCAAGAUCCCUCGACGUUUGAUUUCUUGCUAGCGCGCAGUAACUCCAGCCAUCCAAUAGAUCGUCUUAGAAAAGAAUCUUUGUACGUUAAGUUUGACCCAUUGGUAUCGAAUGCCAUUAUGUUGCCUCAAGGGAACGCUCAACCGAUUAACGAAGAACAGAAUGACAAAAACGAGUCGCCACUCCCUAACGUUGUUACACCAAAACGUAAUCCUGCCAUAGCAGCUAUAGACAGACUGCUCUUUUAUAGCCCUCUGCCUAGUGGGACGGUGCAGAAGUUAGAGGAAGCUCAAGAAAAAAAUGAACAACCAGUAGAAGAGCCUAAAUCCGACGCACCACUUAUUGCCGAUAUAAAUAUAGCCGAGGAACUUGGACUUGUAAAGUCGACGGUUCUACGAUUAGAGGAGGAAUUAGACAAGCAAAAAAAAUACGCAGCAGAAUUGGAAAAGCAAAACGCAACCUCCCAAGAAAAAAUGAAUAAACUGCAAGCACAAGUAGCACAAGAAAUAAAAAUGAAAUCUCAGAUGAGUGUCGUCGUGGAAGAAUACGAGAAGUCGAUUAGCAGAUUACUUACCGAGCGGGAGAGGGAUCGCACGAACUUCGAACAAGAGAAGGCGAAACUGCAAGAAGAGCUGCAAGCUACGAAUCGUCAUCUGACUAAUACGGAAGCGGCGUUCAAUGAUGUACACCAAAAAUACGAGAGGCUCAAAGGGGUUGUAUCAGUGUACAAAAAUAAUGAAACUGUAUUAAAAGAAAGUGUACAGGAGAAUGUAGAUACUAUAAAGACGUUGGAGACGCGGUAUGAUCAACUGAAGGACCACGCAAUGGCUCAGCUAGAAAAAGCUAAUCUGGAGUUGGACGGAAUACGAAAGCAAAACGAAGCGGAGACGGUGAAACUGCAUGCGAUGAUAAGAAAAGCGGAACUCAAGAGCAAUUCGCUCGCGGAACUUGUGGAACAGAAAACCAAGGAGAACAAAGAACUCGCGAAAAUUCUAGACGAGGUUAUUGCCAGGGUCGGUCACGGAAAUCAAGAGUGAAAAUAAUUAUAACGAAGUAUCGCGAUUAGUCUUUAUUUUUUUACUCGUCCUCACUGUCUUAGAUAUAACUAUAUGUUAGAUGUGAUUGAUGUAUGUAUACAUGCGUUAAUUUGUCGAAUUUUUAAUUGCAAAUUUCGUUUCACUUCGAAAGAGCGACUUUUAUUAAUUAUUUAUAAGUUGUGAUAUAUAACUAUUUUAAAGCUAAUAAAAUUAUGCAUAUUAAAAACA
This is a messenger RNA of Odontomachus brunneus, 3807 nucleotides long. It is a transcript of the gene tacc, whose product is annotated as transforming acidic coiled-coil-containing protein 3. The record is from RefSeq and is a predicted model, not a curated record. The coding region runs from base 796 to 3579 and encodes 927 amino acids. Gene Ontology annotation, biological process: cerebral cortex development; cell population proliferation; mitotic spindle organization. Lineage: Eukaryota; Metazoa; Arthropoda; Insecta; Hymenoptera; Formicidae. Gene Ontology annotation, cellular component: cytoplasm. The transcript has 6 exons.